GUGGCCCUGCACGCGGACCUGAUGAAGAAGAAUUUCGACCGGGCGCUACUGCAGAUCUGGCUGGUUACCGUGUCCGAGCUCAAAGCACAGGCCGACUCCAUCUCUGACGACAAGUCGCCGGCGUUCUACAGUCGGCUGUGCGAGGCGCUGGAGAUCCUGCGCCGGUUCUUCCACGCCGAUGGCCAGGGCGUGCCCCUGGACACGCUAAAGGGAGAGCUCUUUGACGACACGCUGCGCAGUCUGAAGUUGAACAGUCUCUCGACGGAGGAGCUGAUGGCGCUGUUCCACGCCGAGCGGCUCCAGGAGCAGGAGACCCAGGAGACGACAGAGUUCGGCACGCUCUCUGUGCGCGUGUACUUCCACCACGACUCUCUGUCGGUGGAGAUACUGAGCGCCAAGAAUGUCAUACCGCUCGACCCCAACGGUCUCAGUGACCCGUUUGUGAUCAUUGAGCUGCUGCCGCGACACAUCUUCUCGUCCUGUGUGGAGCAGCAGACGGUCGUCCACAAACGCACGCUCAACCCCGUCUUCGACGAGUGCUUCGAAUAUUCUGUAACGCUGGAGCAGUGCCGGGCCGAGGGCGCCAUGAUCCUUUUCACCGUGAUGGACCACGACGUGCUCACCUUCAACGACUUCGCCGGCGAGGCGUACCUCUCCCUGAACCAGAUCCCUGGCGUCGACCGGGGCACGUCCAACGCGGACAACUUCCACGGCCUGAAGGAGAUCGAGCUGAACCUCAUGCACCAGCGAGACAGAGAGCACCCGAUCCUGAAGACUCUGGAGAGCCGCCUCGGUGACAAGGCUGCACAGGACUUCAUGAAGAAAUGUCGCGAACGCGUCACCAACUUCUAGGCCUAGCUGUACUGGAUACCUGGUCUUCUCUGCCGAGAACACAUAUUGUGAAACGAGUGGAUUUUCCGGGGUUUUUGACUGACGGACUGGUUUGUGGGAAGGUGAUCACACUCCCAGUUUGGCCGACCCUGGUUCAGCCGUGUGGGGACAGAAGAACAUAUUCGAUAUGUACGCACACGCACGGGCCGCCCAGUUUCCGCGGGAUGCUUUGAGUGUUCUUUGUCGCUCUUGCGUGGCAGCCGUCUCCCUGAACGAGUUAGCGGAACGGAUUAUUAUUGUCUUGAGCGAGGCCAGUGUGACGUGACGGUUCCCUGCCGUCACCCGCGACGGACAGCAUGACGCGUGUGACAUGACAGCUUUUCACGAGUGACCUGGCAGCGCAGCCCUUGCUGUCAGCUAUAUCUAUCAAAUGCUACACAUAUAUUUACAAUCUACAUAUUUACCCAAGGUCAGUGUGCGAACUGUGUCACUGGAUGGGACAUAUUUACCGUGUGUAAGAAGAGUUCAUUUGUGAGCUCGUCGGAUCUCACUGUGAGACACACCAGUGUGAGUUAGACGUGAGCGGGUGUGAGAAGGGCGUGAGAGCAGACGAUCUCAUUUACUGCACAGCGCGAGGGGCGCCCUAUAGCCGUGCGCAAAUCAAAACAAGAAAGCUGGCCUCUGCGGCGGCCCCGCCGCGGCUCCAUCGAAUGUAGGAUAGCGUGUCGUACGAUCGUGUAUUGGAGGUGUACCGCACUGCCUUGUCAUCGUCCGCGCUUCAGCUGCCGAUCCUCUCUAACUUCGUGAGAUAGACGGCGAAUAUAGGCAUGUUAUCAUUCCGAUAUAGCUAUUUAUUCACUUAGCGUGUUUUACGGUGCACAUACCUACACCUUUUCGUGUUGUACACAAGAACGCAGACUGAUCCUGUGAUUAGGAGGUUUUCUAUUUGAAAGAACGACGUAAAAAUUAUUUUGUUGUAAGUGCUUUCUUGCUUUGUUUUAUUUAUCGCUGUGAAAAAAUAAUUGUACUAUCAUGGUCGCCUAAUAUCGCAUCUUCAGCGAACCGAUCUUUUCCCACAUGAUUGUCUAGUCUCAAAUGCCAGUCCAUUUUUAUCCAGUGUCGGAUAUGGCUGAUGGGUGACCGACCCUUCUUCGCUGGUCGGGACGAUGGAACACCUUCCUUCCCUGGUUGCCAGUUGGGGAUAGCGAGGUGAUCGGCCGGACAGUGUAUUGGUCGGCCCUGGGCGUGUACUUUGGGUGUGUACUGGGUGUGUUCUCUCGCUGCUACUCUCUACUAACACUGUAUCGACUAUCGUCUCUAUGUGAUCCCGUUUCUGCGGCUCAGGUGCAGUGUGCACUGGCCACUGUGCAGUGUGCACGACGACUGAAUGAAAGGGAUGCUCGUAUCGGAACCAUGUCAUUUCAAGCUGAUGUCUGUCUGCGUGUGCGUUUACCUACUUCAUAACGCGCAACUUUUUCUUCACUCUGCUAAAUGAAGUGUAUUUUUUUCUUUUCGUUGCUUUCUUGAUUGUGAACAUUUUGAGGUGAAAAAUCAUGUUGUAUUUAAUCAAUGUAUUCGAAUACCGUAUGUGUGUAUGUUGGUUGUAAGAUAUCCAGAGGGCCCACAUUCCGUUGCUCUUGCUCCGCGUGUCGGGCCGGCCGCCGGCACACGGCUCGGCUCGCGCGGCGGGUGACGCCGGUGCGAACUGGCAGAUGCGCUACCUAAGCUGGACUAUUCUACUAGACGCCCAUAACCCGGCCGCCGGUGGCUACAUUCAUGCCGCCGCCGUAGUGGCGGGUUAUGAGCAGCUGGUGGUAGCUGUGCGACUUACGUGGACUGCGGCCGCGACCGGCGGGGUCCUCGCAAUGCCGACCGAACAAGGAACUCUCAGUAGCCACUCAUAACGCGCAGACAGGAUUCCGUGACCCGGUGGGGUUUCAUUAGGCCCGGUGUGGCUAUGGACGUCUACUGGUAACUCCUCUGGACGGCUGUUCCGGCGCGGUGGGUCUUUUCCCGCGGCGCGCCGGCGACGCUGACGGCGGAUGACGUUUUGCCGAGUGGGGACCUUCCACCAGCUGUACAUAACUGCCGGCAGCGGCGGCGGCGCGGCACGUGGCUCUGGCGGUCACAUGACGGACGCGGUAUGGGCGUCUACUGGCCGCCGGGGCCGCGAUGGUGGAUCGGCCGCCCAAAACACGUGUGCGGUGUGCUCGGCGCUGCUACUCGCUCGCUCCGCCCAGGGCGGCGGCUGGCGGAGAGCGGCCAGAUUUUCCCGAUAGCAGAACCCGGUAUGCGCGCGACCGAAACUUUCCGAUUGGUGACGAAGGAACGCCUGUCUGAAUGUAUCCGUGUAAACUACUACAUGCGUAAACGAGCGUGUUGUGCGAGUGAUGAUGUUAUUUAUUUAUCAUGUAACCAACCAAUUCGCUGUUUGCCUUUACGCGCGCUGCUGGGCCGCUUUGCCCGGCGGGCGGGGGGCGGGUUCGAUCUCGACCUGCGGGACCUCUUCUACUGAGCCUUGGCGCCGCACCGGUGGUGUGUGAAAACAAAUACACUUAUUUAUUACCUUACUGAAAUAA
Messenger RNA from Amphibalanus amphitrite, 3410 nucleotides. RefSeq names its product BAI1-associated protein 3-like. The record is from RefSeq and is a predicted model, not a curated record. Lineage: Eukaryota; Metazoa; Arthropoda; Thecostraca; Balanomorpha; Balanidae. The transcript has 7 exons. The annotation marks the transcript as partial.